Molecule: messenger RNA, 2117 nt
Organism: Punica granatum (pomegranate)
Lineage: Eukaryota; Viridiplantae; Streptophyta; Magnoliopsida; Myrtales; Lythraceae
Source: RefSeq, a predicted model, not a curated record
CUUCAUUAGGCAUGAAGAAAAGCCUCACCUAACCUUUCCAUUGCUGUUGCGGGCAAAUGUCACUGUCAGACCUCCCGGGAGUUUUCUCCAUAUCAAUGGACAACCAGCCAUGCCGAUUAAAAACCUCGGGACCCACGUCGGACCUGGGAAAGAGAGGAAAAUGGGAGGCGAAGCAAUAGAAGAAGAAGAUGUCGAUGAUCCGAAGUCAAGCUUAAUUUGCAGCUUUGACUCUUCAGAUGAUCAUCUCAGAAGGACAGGUACAAAAUGGACAGCAGUGGCACAUAUAGUAGCAGGGGUGAUAGGAGCAGGGGUGCUAUCCCUAGCAUGGAGCAUAGCCCAGCUCGGGUGGAUCCUCGGUCCUCUCUGUAUCCUCCUGUUUGCUACGAUUACUCUCAUUUCCUCAGCUCUUCUUGCUGACUGCUACAGACAUCCCGAUCCUGAACAUGGACCUAUCAGGAACAAGUCCUUCAUGGAUGCUGCUAAGCUCUACUUGGGUAAGAAGGACCAGUUGAUAAUCGGAGUAAUGGCACAAGUGGGCUUAUACGGAGGAGCUGUUGCCUACACCGUCACCGCUGCUUCCAGUGUAAACGCAAUUCUGAAAGCAAGCUGUCACCACAGAGAGGGACCCGAUGCUCUAUGCGAAUAUGGGGAUAGUUUCUAUAUACUCCUCUUUGGGUUCAUUCAGAUACUGGUCUCUCAGAUACCCGAUUUCCAUAGCAUGAGAUGGCUCUCAGUGUCAGCUGCUGUUAUGUCCUUCUCAUACUCAUUCAUCGGUAUCGGACUAGGACUAGAAAAAGUUAUCGAAAAUGGAACUAUAAAGGGCAGCAUGACAGGAGUCCCAGGUUCUGAUCUAUCUUCGAAAUUAUGGGCAGCAUUCACAGCACUUGGAGACAUUGCUUUCUCAUAUCCGUUCUCGCUCAUUCUUCUCGAAAUCGAGGACACAUUGAAGUCACCUCCACCGGAAAACAAGACGAUGAAGGCUGCCUCAGUGACUGCAGUCUCAAUUACCACAUUCUUCUACAUUUGUUGCGGAUGUGUUGGGUAUGCAGCCUUCGGCGAUGACACUCCAGGAAAUCUCCUCGCAGGGAUUGGCUUCUAUGAGCAUUAUUGGCUGGUCGGGUUUGCGAACGCCUGCAUCGUGUUCCACUUGGUGGGAGGAUAUCAGAUCUACGCUCAGGCCGUUUUCGCGACAGCAGAAAGAUUGUUCACAGAGAAAUACCCAAACAGCAGGUUGCUGGAGAAGUCCUAUUCGGUCCACUUUCCCUGGCUAUCCGCCCUCAGAACAAACCUCUUUAGGCUCUCUUUCCGGACAACAUACGUUGCAUCAGCAACUGCCAUAGCGAUAUACUUCCCAUACUUCAAUUCCGUCAUCGGAGUGUUGGGGGCCGUGAAUUUCUGGCCCCUUGUAGUAUAUUUUCCGGUGGAGAUGUACUGUGUCCAGAGGAGGAUUGAAGCUUGGAGCAGAGAGUGGAUUCUUCUAAGGGCAUUUAGCAUCACCGGACUAAUCAUCUCAGUCAUGGGAACGAUUGGUUCAAUUGAGGAGCUAAUCAGUGCCAAACUCAGCUGAUAAACUCUAAUGGUACACGGUUACGGAUGAUAUUUUCACAUAAAAAACUAUAGAUUUCAUUGAUCCAAUGAACAAAAGGGUACGGAUGGACCGGAAUAUGAUAAGGGAGAGCUUGACGGUAGAGAAGUCGCUGAGUACAUUGACGGACAGUGCAGUCACGGUGAUUACCUUGAAGCAGCGUGUCCCGGGCCAGUAGGACCGGAUCGGGAGAUCGGUCUAUCGAGUAUCGAGCAAUGUAUAUAUGUAAAUAUUCCAUCUAACAUUGAAUAUGACUAAGGGAGGGAAUCCUAGAAAAAAAAAUGUGAACUUUGCUGUGAUGUGAGAUUGCAGCCUUAGGCCUCAGCUGGUGGAGCCCAGUGGGCCCUCUGGCCCAAAACUGUUGUCCUUGAGACCUCAGCUGGUGGAGCCCACUGGGCCCUUUGGCCCAAUUUAAUUCGUUAAUUUUGUUGAAGGUAACAGUGUAUGAAUAUGCAAUGGUGGAAGGUUAGGUGGGAAGACCGGCAGGUCGAAUUAUUUCAGAUACAAAAUAUUUAAUUUCUAUUUUAGAUAA